AAAAAAAAAUUAUGCACAGACCUCGAGAUCCUCAGCAGACAUUGAUAUUGAAUUCUGCGCUUUUCAUGUGUCGUUUUCUAAUUCUUCGCCUUUUCUUCUCUCAUUUCACAUCACUCGCUAACUCCUCUCAGUAAAUUUACUCACUGCUCUGCUGCGUUCCAUUAAAUUCUCUUUCUUUCUUUUUUCUCUGUGGAUUGCAUUUUCAAGCAUCAUCUCUGCUUGAUUCUUUGUUGUCGAGGCUCUAUCCCGACGGACCCCGAGUUUGAUCGGCUACCUAGAAGCUCUGGAUUUUUGCUGGGUUUGUUUGGAGAAUCUUGGUGAUCGGUUGCAUUUUGGUUUCGUUUUGAUCAAAAUAGUCAGAAGCUGGUUUGGGUACCGGGCAGAUUCAUGCUUAUUGCCUGAUCAACAAUGAGGAAACGACGUCUAUACGAGUCAAGACAUCCCUUCGGAUUGCAUCCUUUUGAGGCCUUCUCCCGGGGCUCAUGGCGGAUGGUGGACUGCAUAAGAAUUGAAGAUGGAACUAUGUCUUUACGUUUUGUAGAUGGUCGACAUGUGAUUAAGAGGAAGCGUCCCUUCUCCGAACUCCGAGUCAGGUCAAGGCAAGCAAAUUUAACUGACUGCACUUGCUUUUUGAGACCUGGAAUUGAUGUUUGUGUCCUUAUACCAUCUAAAGAUUUGGCAAGUUCAGAUGAAGCAAAUCUGGAGCUUGUGUUAAUUGAUGCUAAAAUAAGAUCGAUUGAGAGGAAGCCGCAUGAAUCUCAAUGUUCAUGCCAAUUUUAUGUUAACUUGUAUGUUAACCAAGGUCCUCUAGGUUCUGAGAAACUAGAACUUGAUAAAGAUACCAAAGUAUUAGGAAUUGAUCAAAUUCUUAUACUCCAAAGGCUUGAAAAACAUCCUUGUGAAGGUCAAUAUUAUAGAUGGAGUCUCUCAGAGGACUGCUCUUCCUUAUCAAGAACUAAAUUAUUUUUGGGAAAAUUUUCUUCGGAUCUAUCAUGGUUACUUGUUGCAUCAGUCCUAAAGCAGGUUGCAUUUGAGGUAAGAACUGAACAAUACAAGAUAGUCUAUCAAAUUUUGGCCGAUGAUGAUGGGAGCCCAUCAAAAUCUAAUAAUUAUAUAAGUGCUGUAAGUUUCAGAGAAGAUAAUGGUCUUUCAGUGUCCAAUCUGUUCCAAUUUACUCCAGCUGAUAGCAUUCAGGAAUGCCGUGCUUCUGGUGAACCUAGACCAUGUUCAUCAAUGGGGGGGUGGGAGUUGCGGCGCUCUAAGCGGCGAAAUGUACAACCUGAACGUUUCAUUGGUGGUCAAGGACUUACAGAGUCAGAUAGUGUCUGGGUCCGACAAAUGCCAAUCAAGACUGACAAAUGGAAAGAGAAGAUGAAAUGUCUGCCACUAUCUCGCUUGUUUAAAAUGCAACCACUUUAUUUAAAAGAGCAACCUAAGAAUGAAACUAGAGAUCUUGUCGUGUACAAGAGCAAUAAAUACUCAAAGGAUGUAAAAUCAGGUCUAGCUGAUCAAGUGGAACAUCAAAACAAACUUGCUAUUAUUCCUGUGCCCAAUGUACCCGAGCUCGAACCUGAACCUUUGGCCAGUGAGCACCAUGACUAUCAUGCCAACCUCUCUGCAAAUAAUUCAAAACGGGUGGAAGAACUUUCUUUCAGAUACAAUAGUCUGAAAUGUUCCAGAACCAGUUCGAGAAAGAAAUUCUCUCAGAUAGAUGAUAUGGAUUUAGUCCCUAGAUGGGAGGGAAUACAGGGGAAGGGUUCUAAUAGAAAGGCCCAAAUUAGAAAGCAUCGAGGCAUAUCUUCAAAGGAGGACUUUGAUGAACCAAUAACUUAUAAGAAAAAGUCUUUAAGUGCCGGUGCAUAUGAUAAACUGAUACAUUCAUAUAUGAAGAACAUUGAUUCUACAAUGAUAAAAGAAGAGCCACAUAUUAUUGACCAAUGGCAGGAGUUUAAGAAAGCAAGCUUCCCAGAACAAAGGAUGGAAAUAGAACAAUCCUCAAGUGAGGAUGAAGGAGAAUCCUCAGAAAAUGAAAUGUUGUGGCGAGAAAUGGAACUGUCCAUGGCUUCAGCUUAUUUUCUCGAGGAUAAUGAGGUGCGAGUUAGUUAUGAAAAUAUUCAAAAGACCACUGAAGUUUGUCAACACAGUUACAGAUUGAAUGAAGAAAUUGGGAUGUGUUGCUUUCUCUGUGGCUUUAUCAGCACUGAGAUAAAAUAUAUGACAGCACCUUUUAUGGAAUUCAGGAGCUAUGUUGCAGAAAAUAGGUGGGAAAAUGAAGAAGAUAACAAGAAUAUGACUUAUGCAGGGCGAGAGUUGAAUCUUGUUGGAAAUCAUACUUCCCAUGAAAGGCUCUUAACAGAGGAAAAUGAUAACGUGUGGGCCUUGAUCCCUGAACUUAGGAAUAAAUUACACCUCCAUCAAAAGAGGGCUUAUGAAUUUCUGUGGAGAAAUAUUGCUGGGGAUUUGGUGCCAGCACAAAUGGAAUCAAAAUCAGAUAAUAUAGGUGGUUGUGUUGUUUCCCAUUCUCCUGGAGCUGGAAAAACAUUUCUCAUCAUUGCUUUCCUUGUUAGCUACUUGAAGUUAUUCCCAGGAAAGAGACCUUUGGUUCUUGCUCCAAAAACAACUCUCUAUACAUGGCACAAGGAGUUUAUUAAGUGGAAGAUUCCUAUACCAGUUCAUUUGAUCCAUGGUCGUAGAAGUUACAGAAUAAUUAAGCAAAAGACAGUGAAGUUUCAAGGAGUUCCAAGACCUAGUCAAGAUGUUAUGCAUGUGUUGGAUUGCCUUGAGAAAAUACAUAAGUGGCAUGCUGAACCCAGUGUUCUUGUCAUGGGUUACACUUCAUUUCUAACAUUAAUGAGAGAAGAUGCGAAGUUUGCUCACAGAAAAUACAUGGCUAAAGUUUUGCGAGAAAGUCCAGGGCUACUGGUACUAGAUGAACGUCACAACCCCAGAAGUACGAAUCGAGUUGCGGAAGUUUUGAUGAAAGUUGAAACAGACUUGAGUAUUGCUUUCAGUACAUUAUUUCAGAACAAUUUCUGCGAAUACUUUAUACCCUCUGCUUGGCUAGACAAGUUUAGAGGUCGAGAAUUGUUGGUUCUUACUGGAGACUUGGAGUUAUUCGAGCGGGGAAGGGUAAUGGAUAAGUUUGAAGAACCAGGAGGAUCUUCAAAAGUGUUACUAGCUUCAAUUACAGCUUGUGCUGAAGGCAUUAGUUUGACAGCAGCCUCACGGGUCAUCUUUUUGGAUUCAGAGUGGAAUCCUUCCAAAACAAAGCAGGCUAUGGCACGAGCUUUUAGACCUGGUCAACAGAAGGUGGUUUAUGUGUAUCAGCUCUUAGCAACAGGUACGCUCGAGGAAGAUAAGUAUAAAAGAACAACAUGGAAGGACUGGGUUUCAAGUAUGAUUUUCAGUGAAGAAUUUGUGGAGGAUCCUUCACAAUGGCAAUUGGAAAAGAUUGAAGAUGAUGUUUUAAGAGAGAUUGUGGAAGAAGAUAGAUCUAAAUCAUUCCAUAAGCUCUUGAAAAUAGAAAAAACUUCUACUAUUUGAUGAGCAGCUAGCUCUCCCAUAUAAUAACAGGUAGAAGCAAAAGAAUCAUUUUCUUGACAGGUAUGAACUCUCUGUCUCAUACAUAGCCUUUCUUUUUUCAAAUCAAGAUAAGUUAUAAGCCAUUUGUGGUACAUAAGCACUUCCAAUCAACUUUUGCUCAUGCAUAAAAAUUGAGAGAAUGAAGGGACAGGUUUAUCUGCUGAUGUUAUGACUAUUAAGGUGGGAUUCUAUUCCCUCACAAAGGAGAGAGUGAAAUGAGAGUUACCUCUUGUUGUUUAGUUGAGGGAAUGAACUAAGUUGAUUAUCUCCAGUUCUAUAACCCACAAUAUGCUGAUUCACCUCUUAUGAAUCCAAAUUUAACUUGUUGCUUCAA
Molecule: messenger RNA, 3916 nt
Organism: Carica papaya (papaya)
Lineage: Eukaryota; Viridiplantae; Streptophyta; Magnoliopsida; Brassicales; Caricaceae
Source: RefSeq, a predicted model, not a curated record